UUUAAGCCAGAGAAUCUGAUGCUGAUUAGAAACAUAAGAGUGGAAUAUGAACUUAGAAAGAAGUUUAAACUAAGGUAUCUUGGCCUGCUGGUGUAUGUCUCCCAAAAUAAAGGAGAUGCCUUCAUUCUCUAUGAUCUGGAUAGUAUGCUACUAGCAGAUCCAGUUGCUGCAUUUCAAUGUAUUCUCUACUACUCUUGA
Messenger RNA from Guyanagaster necrorhizus, 198 nucleotides. RefSeq lists its product as uncharacterized. The transcript has a single exon. The record is from RefSeq and is a predicted model, not a curated record. The annotation marks the transcript as partial. NCBI's taxonomy places the organism in Eukaryota, Fungi, Basidiomycota, Agaricomycetes, Agaricales, Physalacriaceae.